Molecule: messenger RNA, 1718 nt
Organism: Triticum dicoccoides
Lineage: Eukaryota; Viridiplantae; Streptophyta; Magnoliopsida; Poales; Poaceae
Product: mitochondrial metalloendopeptidase OMA1-like
Exons: 4
Coding region: 674-1333 (219 amino acids)
Cellular component (GO): membrane
Molecular function (GO): metalloendopeptidase activity
Source: RefSeq, a predicted model, not a curated record
GCCAGGGCUCCCGCCCGCCCCCUUGCCCCUCAGCACCGCCGCCGCCGCAGCCCUCCCAUCCGCCCCACUGCUCCGCUCCGCAUCCGCGCCAGCCGCCGGGGAACGCCAAAUCGCGGAGAUGAACAAGGCCGCCGCUUUCCGCCUCCGCCUCCUGCGGCGCUCGCUGUUCCGUGGGGAAAUCUCAUCUCAGCCCACCGCGCUUGCCGCACCGGCGCCCCUCCUCCAUCGGCGCCACUACACCUUCCCAUGGCGUGCGGCGGAGGAGGCGCCGGGCACGACCCAACGCCGUCUGUUCCACGGCAUCAUCAAGCAGAGCGGUCGACCGCCUGCAUUGGCGCAGGCGGCGCUGCUCCAUCGACGCCACCACACCACCCCAUGGCGUGGGGAGGUCUCGGCCCCAACCCAGGGACGCCUGCCCCGCAGCAGCAUCAAGCACUACUUCAGCGCUUCGGCCCGAUGGGUGAGCCCCUUUUGGUGGUGGUGCAAGGUCGCCGCAGCGGUAGCUUGCAUCAACGUCGUGUAUUCAGUUGUCUACCACACCUAACUAGUCCGCGUACCAUACACAAGCCGCGUCCCCUUUUUUCGCCUUGAGACCGUGCCGUAUACCAAUCGGAACCACUAUGUCAUUCGCUCUCCCCAAGACGACCGCGAAUAUGGCGAGUCCUGCUUUUCUAUGUUCAAGAGGAACUACCCAUCCACGUUCAUUAGCCCGCUCCACCCAGACAGUGUCCGUGUCAAUCUUAUCGCGGCGCAACUUCUCCCCGCUGUUCAGCGCGGCCUUGACAUCAAGAAGAGGCAUGCAAUUGAGAGCAAGAAACAGGGCAGCAAGUCAUGCGGAUCGCAGCCACAGAUAGCGCACCUUGACGGGCUCGACUGGGAGGUGUUUGUUAUGAAAAACGAUGGGCAUGCCGGUGCAGUGUCGUGGUCCAAUGGCAAGAUUUUAGUGUUCACUGGAUUGCUCAAUCGUUUGGAGACGGAUGCUGAAAUUGCUGCUGUUCUUGCGCAUGAGAUUGCGCACCUGGUUGCCAGGCACUGGUCGGAGUUAAUCAUCUACAAGAAGUGGUGUCCUUAUCCCCUCAAGGUGUACUUCGUAAGAAGGCUGGAGAUAGAGGCAGAUCGCAUGGGAAUGCUGAUAAUGGCUGCUGCUGGUUUCGAUCCACGCAUAGCCCCUGUGGCUGCUGAGAAGCUAGUAGGGAAUGACAUAUAUCAUCCUUCGGGGAAGAAAAGAGCACGGCUUUUAUCUAGGGCAAAGGUCAUGGAUGAGGCACUGGAAUUAUAUAGAGAAGUUAUGUCGGCCAAGGCACCAGAGACUCAUUCUGCUACAGGUGCAUAGCUCAGUGGGGUCAAGAUUGUGUGUGGCGAGCAAGCAUCAAGAACGUUUGUCCUCUAUGAGGUGCCUCCAAUAGGCAAUUGCAAUAGCAGCUGGAUUGUCCAGAACUAUUUUACACACAUUUGGUUUGCCCGGUUACAAUUUAUUACCGUCUUGCAACGCAAGGUGCGAUAGAACACGUGCCCUUCCAUGUUUUAUCCCACUAAAUCCUGUAGCGAAGAAGGCAUUGCAAGUCUGCUUAGUUCAAUGUGCUGUUGAGAAGUGAAAUUGGUUCUUGAGCCCACCCAGCCACAAAAUUUUCGUCUCUGUACCUGCAUCCGGCAGUUGGAUGUUUCACAAAGUAUUCAUCACUGUACCUGCAUUCGGCAGUUGCAUGUUUCACUAUUCA